UCGCUAACACCGGGGAUACUGCAGGACUGCGAUUUACUGGCAAUCAUGUCCGAGGUGAUUCCGUCAACAGCGUGUAUAAACAUCGCCCCAAAAAAUAUUCAUACAUGUUUGCAGUGAUUUUACUUUUUACUUUUUUAAAAAUUAUUAUUAUUGUAUUUUUUUACUCAGUAAUCCACCCUCCAGUUGGACAUAAUAUGGGUUUUUAUUUAAGAUUGAACUAGAAUUAUCUAGAUUCUUCUCAACUCGCUGGUUACUGUGGUGACAGUUCGGGACACGUUUGAUGUGAACAAACGUCGGACUAAACUUGUGUUUGUCAACAUUUCAACCAUGUUGCAACAUGACCUGUAGCCAGGGGGUUGUAAUCAUUACGUCGAUACCGUUGUAAAACAUUUUUUUUUUUGCAACAGAAACCUUUUACUCCAAAUGGGGAAACGCAAACGAGAGUUUCCAUUGGACAAAUCUACAGUAGGUCCCUUCCCCGGUGUCCGUUCCGUUAGCUUCCGUUUGGUUCUUAAACGGUAAACGGUUUCCGUAACGAAUACACCCCAACCGAAAUAUAAUAAUGUUGCAACAAUUGUAAUGAGUUUGUUGACAUCAGUUGGGGGCUGUAGAAUAUUAUCUUCCAGGCAGAACGAAACAUAUUCUGACUGACUAAAAGCAAGACUUAACCAAUGUCGAAGGAAACAAAUGAAUAUGAGAGUACAGUUACCUACAUCAUAGAGGACACUAAACCAAGCCGAAUGAAGAGAGCGGCUGCAAAGCAUCUAAUUGAGCGCUACUUUUGCCAGUUAACAGAGGGCUGUGGAAAUGGGGCCUGCACGAAUGAGUUCUGUGCUUCGUGUCUUGGUUUUCAACCGCUGGAUCACAACACGGCAGCUAUCAGAGCCCUGGAGCUCUAUAAAAUGAAUGCCAAACUGUGUGGUCGUCACUCUGCUGCCUUCCCUGACAACAGCAGUGCCAAAGAAACCCACCCUGCCUUAUCGGGCGACCGUCACGGGAAGAUGCCAGACCACGAAGACAACCUGUUUCCCCCUAGGGAAGACUUCAGAGAGGUGCAUUACCUGACUGAGGAGAAGGUGUACGAGAUCCUGAGUAUCUGCGAGGGGAAGAAGGACUACUCUCCUCUGAUCCGAGUCAUCGGGAGGAUCUUCUCCAGCGCUGACGCUCUGGUGCAGAGCUUCAGGAAAGACAAGGAACAACACCCCAACACCAAGGAGCAGCGCAAGACCCACCAGGCCAAAGAUGAGGACAAGGACGAGGAUGACAAGGAGAGAACCACGGCCAUGGAGCAGGAAUCAGAGGAAUCGGAGGCCUCGGCGUCCAUGGAAGGAGCGACGGGAUCGACGGAGAACAGACUGGGUCCUGUCGAGGUCUCUGUGGACAUAGAAGCUGUGAGGAGAGUGUACGACAGACUCCUCUCCAACGAGAAGAUCGAAUCAGCCUUCCUCAACGCCCUGGUCUACCUAACUCCCAACGUAGAGCUGGAUCUAACCUAUCUAGACGUGUACGACACCAACCCAGACUACCUAAACAUCUUCAUCAUCGUGAUGGAGAACAGCAGCCUUCACAGCCCAGAGUACCUGGAGAUGGCCAUGCCUCUGUUCUGUAAGUGUAUGAGUAAACUCCCUCUGCCUGCCCUGGCCAAGCUGACUCGCCUGUGGUCUCAGUACAGUGUAGAGCACAUCAGGCGUAUGAUGGAGACCUUCCAGCAGCUCAUCACCUACACGGUAAUCAGCAACGAGUACGACAGCGACAGUCUGGUCAACGAUGAUGAGUGUGUGGUGGCUGCAGCCAAGUGUCUGAAGCUGGUGUUCUACGCCAAUGUCCUGGGAGGAGACUUGGAUACGGGUCAUAAUGAGGAGGAGGAGCCUGCAUCAGAGUCCAGCGAGCUCACCCUGCAGGAGCUCCUGGGGGAGGAGAGGAGUAACAAGAAGGGGCCUCGGGUCGACCCUUUGGAGAAGGAGCUGGGCGUCAGGACCCUGGACUGCAGACGACCCCUCAUCCCCUUCGAGGAGUUUGUCAACGAACCGUUGAAUGAUGUUCUAGAGAUGGACAAGGACUUUACCUUCUUCAAGGUGGACUCGGAGAGUAAGUUCUCCUUCCAGAGCUGUCCCUUCGUCCUCAACGCCUGCACCAAGAGCCUGGGUCUGUACUACGACAACCGCAUCAGCAUGUACAGCGAGAGGAGGAUCACAGCGCUCUACAGCCUGGUACAAGGACAGCAGCUCAACCCGUACCUCAGGCUCAAAGUACGGCGAGACCACAUCAUCGACGACGCCCUCGUCAGGUUAGAGAUGAUCUCCAUGGAGAACCCUGCGGACCUGAGGAAGCAGCUGUUUGUGGAGUUUGAAGGAGAGCAGGGCGUCGACGAAGGAGGAGUGUCUAAAGAGUUUUUCCAGCUUGUCCUUGAGGAGAUGUUCAAUCCUGAUAUUGGCAUGUUUACGUAUGAUGAGUCCACCAAGCUGUUCUGGUACAACCCGUCCUCUCUGGAGAAUGAGGCCCAGUUCACCCUGAUAGGAAUCGUCCUGGGCCUGGCCAUCUACAACAACUGCAUCCUGGAUGUUCACUUUCCCAUGGUGGUCUACAGGAAACUGAUGGGGAAGAAAGGCACCUAUCUGGACCUGGCAGACUCACAUCCGGUUCUAUACCAGAGUCUGAAGGAGCUGCUGGACUAUGAAGGAGACGUGGAGGAGGACAUGAUGAUCACCUUCCAGAUCUCACAGACUGACCUGUUUGGAGAACCCAUCACUUACGACCUGAAGGAAAAUGGGGACAAGAUACCUGUUACUGCGGACAAUAGAAAGGAGUUUGUCUCUCUGUAUGGUGAUUACAUUCUUAAUAAGAGUGUGGAGCGCCAGUUCAAAGCCUUCAGGAGGGGCUUUCAGAUGGUCACCAACGAGUCGCCUCUCAAGUGUUUAUUUAGACCUGAAGAGGUGGAGCUACUUAUCUGUGGAAGCAGGAAUUUAGACUUUCAGGCGCUUGAAGAAACGACAGAGUAUGACGGAGGCUACAGCAAGGAUUGUCGCAUUAUUAAAGACUUCUGGGAGACGGUACAUUCAUUUGGUGAGGAGGAUAAGAGACUUUUCCUCCAGUUUACUACGGGGACUGACAGAGCACCCGUAGGAGGGCUGGGCAAGUUAAAGAUGAUCAUCGCCAAGAACGGCCCCGACACAGACAGGUUACCUACUUCUCACACGUGUUUUAAUGCUUUGCUGCUCCCUGAAUACGAUUCAAAGGAGAAACUGAAGGAGAGACUUCUCAAAGCCAUCACUUAUGCCAAAGGAUUUGGAAUGCUGUGAAACAAACAAAAAUGACAACUCUGCAAAAAAAAAAAAAAAAAAAAAUCCUGGCUUCAGUUCAAUGGUUUUAUGUUUUGUAAUGGAGAAGGGAGGAAUUAUACAACGAUGCAACAGUUGAAAUGAAUGUGGCAUUUACUGACAAGGAAGUGCUCCAGAGACUGUGUGCCUGAACAGCAACUAGACUAGCAAACAGGCAGACAUUCGAUCUAGCCCCCCCCCCAUCAGAUCCCUUUUAAUGUACGUAGAACCUCUCCUUACAUUGUAGGUUAUUCAAGCAGUUGAAAAUCAGUUAUAAUUCUUACUGGAGCUCGCUGGGUUUAUUUGAUGUGUUUAUUAAAGAUUUUUGAUGUGUAAAAACUUUUAAGAAGAAGAAGCAGGUUAUUGAUUGUUGUGAAAGUGCACUUAACUAGACCUUCUGAAUGUUAGUGAAUGGUAUAUACAGUACUGUAUACUGCCAUCUUAGGACAUUUUGUUAGUUUAUAAUAUUCUUUAAUGCCAGCAGUGUUGUCGCUAACACUUCCGAAUAUAAUACCCUCUUCAUAAUGCAUUGAAAAGUACAUUUAUAAUGUCUCAUGAGCUAUGCAUAAUGCAUUAUAAUGCCUGCCAGGUGUUUUUAUAGCUUCUCAUAGACCUCUAAUAAUGCUUUGUUUCAAGUUUUAUUGUCACGUGCAGAAGUACUGUGAAAUACUUUUCACUGUGCCUGAAGGGGGUGUUCAUAUGACGUAUUAGCGUGGUGUCGUCGAAGGCACAGGACUAUUCUAACCAGUACAAUGUUCCUGCUCUGCUAUCAGCUAUGCAAGUGGAACCCUAUUCCCUACAUAGUGCACUACUUUUAACCAGGGCCCCACAUAGGGAAUAGGGUGCCAUUUGGGACGUAACCCUACGUAGGAUGACGUCGCGUCAUCGUCUGUACUGCUGCCUCUUUGGCAAAAUCUCCCUGCUACUUUUGGCUGCAGUCCUGCACUCUUUCUAAUGUGUUGAAUAGCUUGCUGUUCAAUACGUAGAUGUUUUUUGCAAUGUUAAUUUUUGUAUGCCAGACAGAACAGAGCACUCUUAUCCCUGAUGGAGUGCUUUCAGUUUUUCUAUUUUAUUUUAAUGCAUGGUUACAAACGCAAAGUAAGUAAUUAGCUUUACAAAGCUCCAGUGACUUGUCGGGUCAUGUUAGUAGUUUGGUAGCUUACAGUUGCAAACAUUUUUUUUGGGGGGGGGGGGGGGUGCUUUUCCCAGAAUCCCUUGGUUUUCUAGAAAUCCCGGUUGGAAGAGUCCCAGAAUCGGGAAUAAAGAGGAAAUCCAGAAAUCCAGAAUCCUCCAUCCAGGAGUUUUUGGAAAAACCUGGGAAUUUUAGGAAUGUUAUAGCAGAAUUCUGCAACUCGAAUCUUGACUUCACAGUUAAUCUGACCCAUAUAUAAUGUGAAAUAUUGACUUGGAGAAAAGUGUUUUUUAUAAUAAUACCACUGAAUUGAUGGGCCACAUCAAUUGGAUGUUACUUCAGGGAAUAUCACAGAACAGUGUUUUAUUCCCUGAAGUAUUUUGGUUCGUUGGUGUUUUGAUUUGGUGUGACUGUGGUUUGGUUUUCUUGGUCAUUAUGUUAUACACCUGAACACCUUGCCAAGCUAUGCAGAACAUUUUUGGGUUUAAUAUCCAGUGAUGUGUACAACAGUCUUGGCAGGGAAGGGUUUAAUGGUUUGGUUUAAUAUCCAAUGAUGUGUACAACAGUCUUGGCAGGGAAGUUCAGUUCCUUCAGAAAGUAUUUCCAAUUCCUAGAUUUAUUCCACAUGUUGUUAUUUUACUGCCUGAAUUCAACAUGGAUUCAAUUUAUUUUCACCCUUCUACAUACAAUACCCCACAAUUACAAAGUGAAAAAAAAAAUGUGUUGAAAUUUUAGCAAAUGUAUUAAAUAAAAUAAAGAUAUCCAAUUUACAUCAGUAUUCACACCCCUAAAUCAAUAGCUGGUAGAAUCCCCUUUGGUAGCGAUUACAGCUGUGAGUAUUUCUGAAUAAGUCUGUAAGAGCUUUGCACACCUGGAUUGUACAAUAAUCGCACAUUCUUAAAAAAAGAAUAUUCAAGUUCUGUCAAGUUGGUUGUUUGAUAAUUGCUAGACAGCCACUUGAACAUCUUGCCAUAGAUUUUCAAGCAGAUUUUAAUUCAUAACUGUAACGAGGUUACUCAGGAACCUUCAAUGUCUUCUUGGUAAACAACUCCAGUGUAUAUUCGGCCUUGUGUUUUAGGUUAUUGUCCUGCUGAAAGGUGAAUUUGUCUCCCAGUGUCUGCUGGAAAGCAGACUGAACCAGGUUUUCCUAGACCUUCCUGAUGACAAGCAUACCCAUAACAUGAAAGCAACCGCCACUAUGCAUAACACAUUGAUUAUAUGAAUAUUAGUACUUAGUGAAGUGUUGGAUUUGCCCCAAACGUAACACUUUUUAUUCAGGACAUAAAGUUCAUUUCUUUGCCACAUUUUUUUGCAGUAUUACUUUAGUGCCUUGUUGCAAACAGAAUGCAUGUUUUUGAAUAUUUUUUUAUUCUGUACAGGCUUCCUUCUUUUCACUUUGUCAUGUAGGUUUGUAUUGUGGAGUAACUACAAUGUUGUUGAUCCAUCCUCAGUUUUCUCCUAUCACAGCCAUUAAACUCUGUUUUUAAAAUCACCAUGAGCCUCAUUGUGAGAAAUCGCUAUUUAAUUCAUUUUCAUUUCAGGCUGUAAGACAAAAUGUGGGGGGAAAAAAUCAAGGGCUGUGAAUACUUUCUGAAGGUGAUGUAUUUAGUUGUUUGCUGCCUGGUUUAUUUUGAUAUAAUGGAAAUGAAGGAAAGUACAAACAUUAUAAUUAAACACUUGAUGUGUCAACAUAAUGCAAAAUAAAAUAAUACAUUUUUAA
This is a messenger RNA of Salmo salar (Atlantic salmon), 6169 nucleotides long. Its product is annotated as ubiquitin-protein ligase E3A. Gene Ontology annotation, biological process: protein polyubiquitination. The record is from RefSeq and is a predicted model, not a curated record. Gene Ontology annotation, molecular function: ubiquitin protein ligase activity. Lineage: Eukaryota; Metazoa; Chordata; Actinopteri; Salmoniformes; Salmonidae.